This is a messenger RNA of Ceutorhynchus assimilis (cabbage seed weevil), 1074 nucleotides long. The record is from the annotation of a GenBank genome assembly. Lineage: Eukaryota; Metazoa; Arthropoda; Insecta; Coleoptera; Curculionidae.
AAAUAAAUAAACACCCUUUAAAACCCCUUUGUUGUCAAGUGGGCCCUGUUUGAGUACUAUUUUAAGUUUUUUUGAUAUAUAAACAAGUAAUUAUUAAGCAUUUUAAUGAACAUUUUACCAAAGAAAAGAUGGCACGUCCGUACCAAAGAUAAUAUCGCAAGAGUUCGUAGAGACGAGGCCAAAGCGGCAGAAGAAGAAAAGGCCAAACAGGAUAGAGCUAAACUAGCUGAAAGAGAAGCCAGACGCCAAUUGCUACUUGAAAAGUCCAGGUCGAAACUACUCAACACAACAGGUUUUAUACCUCUGGAUGUUGAAGACGACGCAAAACAAGAAACUAGCACUUCUGGAGCACAGGAGCACAUUAAUUUUUUCAAAGAAGUUGAAGAAGGAGUUGCGGAAUUAAAACAAACCAACAAGGAACAUGAUAAAGAAGUUAAACAAGAAAAAGAAAAGUAUGAAAAACAAAUUGGUUAUCUGACAUAUUUAGGGCAAGAUACCAAUGAAGCUUUAGGCAAGAAAAGUUGGUAUGAAAGAGUACCUGAAAGAUCUUUCAAGGAAAAGGGUGAAGUAAAUUUGAAAACAAAACACAGAGAAGAUCCUUUGAAUUUAAUUAAAAAACUUGCAGAGCAAGAUAAAAAGAUAAGGGAAAAAUUCAAACCUGAUAAAUAUAAGGAAUAUAAAUCGAUAUUGGCUAAAUCAAAAGCAAAGAAGCGUGGUAGGAGUUCAAGUGAAGAUGAAGAGAGGCGCAAAAGAAGAAAGAAACAUAAAAGUAAAAAAUCUCACAGAGUUGAAAUGAUCUCUGUAUCUGAAGAUGAAGAAGAAAAAUUACUCAAAGCGGAAAAACAGAAAAAACUUUAUGCUUUGAGAGCGGAAAGACUGAAACGGGAAACUGAAGAGAAAAGAAAAAGUGAUCAAUUGUUGGCCAAAAUUCAGGGCGAAGGAGAAACAAGUAGUAAAACAAAUAGGGAAGUUGGCAAACAGAAGUAUAAUUCACAAUUCAAUCCUGAAUUAGCUAAACAAAAUUAUUAUAGAAGAGAGAAUAAAUAAAAUCCUAAUAAACCUCUUGCAUUUUUA